Lytechinus variegatus (green sea urchin) is the source of this 1652-nucleotide messenger RNA. RefSeq names its product 5'-nucleotidase domain-containing protein 1-like. Lineage: Eukaryota; Metazoa; Echinodermata; Echinoidea; Temnopleuroida; Toxopneustidae. The record is from RefSeq and is a predicted model, not a curated record. The coding region runs from base 31 to 1035 and encodes 334 amino acids. Gene Ontology annotation, molecular function: 5'-nucleotidase activity. The transcript has 8 exons.
AGUUUCCGGUAUUUUGAGAACUAUUUUGACAUGCCGGGAUGUGUGGUGUGUGCCAGAUUAGUGGAUAUUAUUGACAAACAGGCAGGGAAAAGGCAAGAGGAGUACACAUUUUGGCCUGAUGUCUUAGAAUGCUUUGGCCAUGUAUAUCAGAGGGAAAACUUUGCAGAUGGUAAAGGAGGGUACUUUCCAACCUACAAAGCAGAUCCAUUAAAUUAUGUUGAACCCUGUAGUGAUGCGAUGAAAGGCUGGUUUAAGAAGCUGAAGGAUGCUGGGAAGGUUACAUUCCUACUCACAAGUUCACAUGUUGAUUACGCAGAGUCUCUACUGGAAAAUAUUCUAGGGAAAGAUUGGCAAGAUUACUUCCAUGUUGCUAUGAUGUACGCAAGGAAACCAGGAUACUUCACCAAAGAGCAAACAGAGAGACCUUUCUAUUCUAUUGUUAAUAACAAGGAAGGAGACGAGGUGAAUGAGAUUCAGACAGGAUGCAAGUAUCUACAAGGCAGUGUUCACACUUUUCAUUCAUACCUCAAGAAAAUGAGUGGAAAAGAAAAUCCAAAGGUGGCAUAUUUUGGUGACAGUGUCCGUUCCGAUGUUCUCCCGCCUCAAUCCGUUGGAUGGCAUCCGUUCCUCAUCUUAGAAGAAAUGGAAGCAGAAGGUUUGAUUGAAGAUCAAACAGAUGGACCACCAACUAAGAAAGGAAAGAUUACUGGUCCAUCAACAACCGAGAAAGAGUUCAUUACAUCAAGCAUAUGGGGCUCAUUCUUCACCGACCAGACAGUGUUAAACCUACCUGAUGGGAGCGUUCACACUGGAGGGGAUGAACAGGAUGGUAUGAAUGGACAAGUUGAUCGUCAGUUUGAGAGUCUGAACACAUUAUGGGGUUAUUUCAUCCAAACAUACGCAGAUGUAGCAAUACCACAGCUCGACUAUAUUGCAGAUCUCCCACUCGACCACCAGUUUGGUACAUUUGCAGACACCACACACCAUUCAGCAGGCUUCUACCCUCAACCUCCAGAAACUCUCAAGAAAAAAUGAAAGUCAACCAAAACAAAAAAAUAACAGUACUUGUGUUUGGUGUGUGAUUACAUUUAGCAGUAAUCAUUUAUUUUAUUCAGCAUUAAUUGAUCGCUCAUGAUCUGUAGUUACCUCAAAGUGGGUGCUCUCUUUAUCCUUAUGAAACUGGGGUAAUUUUUUAGGCUGGAAAAUCCUUUUUGAAUGGCAUUAUCAGAAGAUUUAACAUCACAAGAUUUAUCAUGGAAUGUGAUGAAGGAGGAUGUUUUAGCCACCCCCUCGCUAUUUUGGUGUUUAGCCUUAAAUCACAUACAUGUGCAUUAGAUUUCUGUAGCCCCCAGGUUAAUAAUUGUACCUUGUUUUAAAAUAAAAGUUAAAGCAAUGGUAAAUGGUUGGUUCAUUACUCAGAUUGGUUUAUUAAUAUCAUGUUGUGUGUUUUAAUUGUAUGUUUUCACAGAAUGCAAUAGCCUUCCAUUCAGUUUCGUUUUUGAAAGAAAGAUUAACUUAAGAACUAUUGUAUGAAACCUGAUAGGGUUAUAGUUAGGGUCAUCGAAGGGGGUAUAUUUGCUCCUACAUUAUCAGGUAAUGAAUUUCCAAUUUUGAUUAGGUAUGUCAGAACCUAAUUUAAUAAUCAUUAAAUA